GGCGGGCGCCGGAGCUGCGAGCAGGGAGCGGAGCAGGCGAGCGGGCGGCGGCGGCGAGGUCUGCGGCGCGGGCGCGGGAAGAGAGCCACCCCCUCAGCAGCCAGCCCCCAGCGGUUUGACCCCUUCCUCGGGACCGCGCCAAUGCCUGGCCCGACCCAGACCCUGUCCCCCAAUGGCGAGAACAACAACGACAUCAUCCAGGAUAACGGGACCAUCAUUCCUUUCCGGAAGCACACGGUGCGCGGGGAGCGCUCCUACAGUUGGGGAAUGGCGGUCAAUGUGUAUUCUACCUCGAUAACCCAAGAGACUAUGAGCAGACAUGACAUCAUCGCCUGGGUCAAUGACAUAGUGUCGUUAAACUACACGAAAGUGGAGCAGCUCUGCUCAGGAGCGGCCUACUGCCAGUUCAUGGACAUGCUCUUCCCCGGCUGCAUCAGUCUGAAGAAGGUGAAGUUCCAGGCGAAGCUGGAGCACGAGUACAUUCACAACUUCAAGCUCCUGCAGGCGUCCUUCAAGCGGAUGAAUGUGGAUAAGGUGAUCCCGGUGGAGAAGCUCGUGAAGGGGCGCUUCCAGGACAACCUGGACUUCAUCCAGUGGUUCAAGAAGUUCUACGACGCCAACUACGACGGCAAGGAGUACGACCCCGUCGAGGCGCGGCAAGGGCAGGACGCCAUCCCGCCCCCCGACCCCGGCGAGCAGAUCUUCAACCUGCCCAAGAAGUCGCACCACGCCAACUCCCCCACCGCAGGUGCAGCUAAGUCCAGUCCAGCAUCUAAACCAGGCUCCACCCCUUCUCGUCCCUCGUCAGCCAAAAGGGCUUCAUCCAGCGGCUCGGCAUCGAAAUCGGACAAAGAUUUGGAGACACAGGUCCUACAGCUGAAUGAACAGGUACACUCGUUGAAGCUGGCCCUGGAGGGCGUGGAGAAGGAGCGGGACUUCUACUUUGGGAAGCUGCGGGAGAUCGAGCUCCUCUGCCAGGAGCAGGGCCAGGAGAGCGACAGCCUGGUGCAGCGGCUGAUGGAGGUCCUCUACGCCUCCGACGAGCACGAGGGCCCCCCCGAAGAGCCCGAAGCGGACGAGCAGGCGCACGAGCAGCCCCCACAGCAGGAGGAGUACUGACGCCCGCGCUGCCGCCGCCGACACCCCGUGUCGCGUGGGGACUUUGCCCCCGGAGAACUGGAGCUGGCGGCCUCGGGCGCCAGGGACUGCGGGCACAGCGCCCGCCGCGCGGCUCCGUCCCUCCGCCGCCGCCGCCGCCGCCUGGCACACGCCCCGCUUGGGCACGGGAUUGGUUCCGUCUCCUCAUCCCCCCGCCCCGCCCCCCGCCCCGCCCCGCCCCGGUGUGGAACAAUGGUAACUUGAUAUUUGGUAUUUAUAUUGGCGUUUCUCACCCCGUGUCACUAGAUGUCACACACAGUGGUGCUUUGGUGUUUGUGAGUCUAACCUCUGACAUGAAUCUGGUAAAGAAAUAAACGGGACAAAGGGAAA
Molecule: messenger RNA, 1488 nt
Organism: Pipistrellus kuhlii (Kuhl's pipistrelle)
Lineage: Eukaryota; Metazoa; Chordata; Mammalia; Chiroptera; Vespertilionidae
Gene: MAPRE2
Product: microtubule associated protein RP/EB family member 2
Exons: 7
Coding region: 142-1119 (325 amino acids)
Biological process (GO): regulation of microtubule polymerization or depolymerization; protein localization to microtubule plus-end; spindle assembly
Cellular component (GO): microtubule plus-end; microtubule organizing center; cytoplasmic microtubule
Molecular function (GO): microtubule plus-end binding
Source: RefSeq, a predicted model, not a curated record